AGAGCUCUGCAUCCAUGGCGGAGAUCUUAGCUGGAUUGCUCACUUCCGCCGUCGUCGGCAUCGCAAAAGAUAGGCUGGCCGCCGCCAUCGCGGAGCAGGCCAAUUUGCUUUGGAACUUUGGCGACGACCUGAAGGACAUGAACUCGGUGCUGGAGGCCAUCUCAGCGGUGCUCCACGAUGCCGAGAGGCGGUCGGCCAAGGAGAAGUUGGUGCAGCUGUGGCUCAAGCGGCUCAAGCAUGCUGCCUUAGACAUCACCGACAUGCUCGAAGACUACCAAGACACUAGCGAUCGGCUAACUGCAAAGAAGCCAGCAGUGCUUUCAUGUCUACCAGUUGCACACAAGAAGAUUGUCGUGGCUAAUAGGAUGAAGAGUAUGAGAGAAGUGCUGAGGAAAAUCAACAAGGACUUUCGGGAUUUUGAAUUCUCAAACGGUGGCACUUGCACAUCUCUUGAGCAACAUGAUGACCAUCGUGAAACAUCAUCACGUUUGCCUGAAGAACCAAUAAUUGGGAGGAAUAGAGAAAAGCAGGAAAUCAUAAACCUCUUAUCCGCAGGUACCAACAAUGAUGAGACUGUGAUUGUUUCUAUCCAUGGCCUCGGAGGUAUGGGCAAGAGUACUUUGGCACAACUAAUUUAUAAUGAUGCGCAAUUCAAGAAGUAUGACCAUCGUAUAUGGGUUUAUGUGUCCCGGGAUUUCAAUCUAAAGAAAAUAGGAAACUCUAUAAUUUCUCUAAUAACAAUAGAAGCAGGCCAGCAGAAUAGGGAUACACUGGAAGCCAUAAAUCAGUUGGUAGAUAACCUACUCCGUGGCAAGAAGGUUCUUAUUGUUUUAGAUGACUUAUGGGAGGAAAAAGACACUGAGUUGGGGAAACUGAGGAGUAUGCUUCAGGUGGGCAAGAAGGGCACUACCAUAGAUGUCAUAGUAACCACGCGCAAGGAAGACAUUGCAAGGAAAGUUUCCACAUGUACACCAUACAAGCUGGAGCAUUUGAACGAUUAUACAUGCUGGGAAAUAAUUAAGAGAUAUAGCAGAUUUGAAGAUCAACAUUACCAAGAAAGAUUAGAGAAGAUAGGAUUGGACAUUGCAAAGAAAUGUGGAGGUGUGGCAUUAGCAGCUCAAGCACUUGGGUACAUGCUACAGUCCAAAGACCUGUCCGGAUGGACUGAAAUAAACAACAGUGAUAUCUGGAAUGAAUCCUUUGAAGAUAAUGGUGGUGUGCUACCGUCCUUGAAGUUAAGUUAUGAAAGGAUGCAACCACAGCUAAGGAUAUGCUUUUCUUAUUGUGCCAUAUUCCCAAAAGGCCAUAAUAUUGCUGAAGAUGAUUUGAUUCACCAAUGGAUUGCUCUUGGUUUUAUCAAGCCAUCGAAGGGGAAGGAAUGCACCAGGCAACUUUUGGGCAUGUCCUUCCUUCAAGUUUCAAAGUUGCCCAAGACUUCGCGAGAUCGUAUGGAGCGGUACACUAUGCACGACCUGGUGCAUGAUCUAGCGACAUUGGUCAUGGGUGAUGAGUUAAUUGUUUCUAAUGGUGCGUCGAAGAAUAAUAAAGCAUAUAGCCAAAAAUAUUGUCGCUAUGCAUCAGUUACCAAAUAUGACCAGGCAACAAGGUUAUCCAAUGUUUUACCCUCAAAGGUGAGGGCACUUCAUUUCUCAGAUAAUGGCAAGCUGGAUCUCUCUUGUGGGGUAUUUUCGUUUGCAAAGUGGUUGCGUAUUUUGGAUUUUAGUGGAUGCUCUGGUAUACUGUUGCCAGCCUCUAUUGGGCAACUGAAGCAGCUGAAGUACCUUACUGCUCCAGGAAUACAAAAUGAAGUUCUCCUAGAGUUUACGACUGAGCUACAAAAACUGCAGUACCUGAACCUAAAUGGAUCUUCUCACAUUUCUGAACUACCAGAAUCAAUGGGCAAGCUUGGGUCACUGAGAUAUCUGGGUUUGUCAGGUUGUUCAGGCAUAUCAAAACUGCCAGGAUCAUUUGGUGAUUUAAACUGUAUGAUGCAUCUUGUCAUGUCAGGUUGUUCUGAGAUACGUGAACUACCAAAUUCACUUGGUAAUCUUACAAAUUUGCAUCAUCUUGAUUUAUCUGAAUGUUCCAGUCUCAAGGCAAUACCUGAAUCUUUGUGUGGCCUCAUGCAUCUCCAGUAUUUGAACUUAUCAUUUUGUCAUUGUAUCACAUGGCUACCAGAAGAUAUAGGUAGCCUGGUCAAUCUACAGUAUUUAAACAUGUCACAUUGUGGUGUCAGGGAAUUUCCAGAGUCAUUUAAGAGGCUUCGUAAUUUAUUGCAUCUACAUUUGAGAUUCUGCUCUAUUGAGAAAGGCUUAGCGGCAGCUCUGCAUGGCCUCACCGCAUUACAAUAUCUGGAUAUGUCAAACGUGAGCUGCACGGAUAAUUUUGAGAAGGAAGAUCUGCCUCUGCCUGUAGCUAUGAGAAACCUCACCAGUCUUAAGGUUUUGAAAUUGGAUGGUAUCAGUCCUACGAAUGUUAAUUUCAUCGGUACCCUUACCAAUCUUGAGCAUCUGGACCUAUCGUUCAGUGGAUUUGAGUAUCUACCAGAAAGUAUUGGUAAUCUCAAAAGGCUGCAUACACUAAAUCUCAAGUAUUGCUGGAAGCUCGAGUCCCUCCCAGAGAGUAUAGGUUGUGCAACUGGGUUGAAGUCUAUAGUGCUGGAUGGGUGCUCACACAAAUUGAUGGAUCAGGCCAGUUCACUAUUGUGCUAUUCACUAACAUUACCACUCUUUAAGGUUCGUGCUGAUGACGUCAGUGCUCAUAGCAAUCUGCAUGUGCUCGAGGGUGAAAAUGUCGUCAGUGAGUUACAUAUAGUUUCCCUUGAAAACGUAAGACUUCUGGAGGAAGCACAGAAACUUAAGCUGUCUACCAAACAUAGUCUUUUGACUUUGAAGCUGGUUUGGACCUUGGAUGCUGAUCGACAUCUGGAGGACAAGGAUUUGUUGGGACAACUAGUGCCACCAAUGAGCCUGAAGAUCUUGAGUCUACAAGGUUAUAGCAGUCCGGGCUUUCCUGGCUGGCUCAUGGCCAUUUCUCUUCAUCUCCCGAAUCUCACUCGUAUUCAAUUUUAUGAUCUGCCUACAUGUAGCAACCUACCACCACUUGGACAGUUACCGUACCUAGAGAGCCUGCAUCUCUAUAAGUUACCCAAUGUUUCAAAAAUUGACGGGGGUAUUUGCGGUGGAAAAGGAGCGUUCCCCCGAUUAGCAAUGUUCAUAGUGCAGGAGAUGGAUGGUUUGGAGGAGUGGAAUACAACAUGCCCUGGCGAAGAUGGUGUGGAGGAGUUCAUGCUCCCUAUGCUAGAUGUACUCGACGUAUCUUAUUGUCCAAAGUUGAGGUUGAAACCAUGCCCACCCAAAUGCCGUGAGUUCAUGAUAUCAAGAAGCGACCAAGUUAUAUCUUCACUGGAGGAGGUAGAAACCAGCAGCCAUCGCUGCAACUCUACUCCAACCACCACCAGCCUGUUUAUCAUAUGUGAGCACCACAGUUUCAGGCUGUUUCACCACUUCCCUGCCCUCCAGAAGUUGACUUUCUCCUCCUGUUCAAAUCUGACGAGCUUGCCGGAGGGCAUACAACAACUCUCCUCCCUUCAGUCACUUAAGUUGCAUCAUUGUGACAGCAUAUCAGCACUGCCAGAAUGGCUGAGCGACAUCUCCUCUCUCAAAAAGCUCACCAUCCGGGGCGCCUGUGGUAGAAUCAAGUCUUUGCCUGCAUGUAUACAACACCUCACCAACCUCAAGCAGUUACUUAUUGAGAACAACAGGGAACUGCAGCAAUGGUGCGAAUCAGAAGAGAACAUGGCCAAGCUCGCACACAUCAAAAUAGUUAAAAUGCUAAUCAGUCAUCCAUAGAGAUCUCAAAGCAAGCAACAUUCUCUUGGACCAUGAAAUGAACCCAAAAAUUUCAGAUUUUGGGCUCGCAAAAAUAUUUGGCAUAAAUGAUACUGAACGAAACACAAAGAGGAUUGUUGGGACAUAUGGUUAUAUGGCUCCAGAGUAUGCUUCAGAGGGCCUCUUCUCAGUCAAAUCUGAUGUAUUCAGCUUCGGUCAAAGAGCAUCAGGUUUCCACCGAUAUGGAGACUUCAUCAACCUUCUUGGGCACGCAUGGCAGUUGUGGAAAGAAGAAAGAUGGCUUCAGCUCGUGGAUGCAUCAAUUGCUGAGAAUCAGAAUCUAGGGAUGAUGAGAUGUAUUAUUAUCGCAUUGUUGUGUGUCCAAGAAAAUGCUGCUGAUCGACCCACCAUGUCAGAUGUGAUUGCCAUGCUAAGCAGUGAAAGCAUGACCUUGCCUGAGCCUAAGCACCCGGCAUAUUUCCAUGUAAAGUUGACAGAGGAUGAGGCGUCCACACUUGUCGAGCCUUGCAGCCUUAAUUAUGUCACAAUAUCUGGUGUUGAUGGCAGAUAGUUUCCAAAUUUCGUUAUAGAUCAUGUUAAAACUUUAGUAUUUUGUUCCACUCAAGGGCUUUUCCAGUCUUAACUCUGAAAUCGUUAAGAAUUUCAGCGUCACAGAGUAUCUCUGUGUCCCUUAAACGAAAUGGAGCAAAGCAUAUGCAUGAUUCUGUAGUUUCUCCUUUGUUCAUUUCAUUCAGAACAUGAUCUGAUCUGUAGACACUUGC
Messenger RNA from Setaria italica (foxtail millet), 4612 nucleotides. Its product is annotated as putative disease resistance protein RGA1. The record is from RefSeq and is a predicted model, not a curated record. Gene Ontology annotation, biological process: defense response to fungus. The transcript has 6 exons. The coding region runs from base 15 to 3851 and encodes 1278 amino acids. Gene Ontology annotation, molecular function: protein binding; ADP binding. NCBI's taxonomy places the organism in Eukaryota, Viridiplantae, Streptophyta, Magnoliopsida, Poales, Poaceae.